Messenger RNA from Orbilia oligospora ATCC 24927, 630 nucleotides. RefSeq lists its product as uncharacterized. The transcript has a single exon. NCBI's taxonomy places the organism in Eukaryota, Fungi, Ascomycota, Orbiliomycetes, Orbiliales, Orbiliaceae. The record is from RefSeq and is a predicted model, not a curated record. The coding region runs from base 1 to 630 and encodes 209 amino acids.
AUGUCUACACCUGGGAAAGCCCACUUCAAGAUCCCAGCGAUCGCCGGUACUGAUAUCUGGAGGAAACCUUCAACCUUGCUUGGGGCGAAACCCACAAAUGUCUUCAACGCACCAACAGCAUGCCUCGGCAGCAAACUGUUAAGGAACUUCCGCAGAGCCAGAAUCUCAUUUUCCCUUCCUCCCCGCUCGGAGUUGAACAAGUACGACCAAGGAGGCCUUCUCCUUUCCCUCAAACGAGAGGGCGAACUGAAAGAGAAUUCACAGUGGAUUAAAACCGGUAUUGAAUACUACCUCGACGAACCAUGGGUUGGCACAGUAUGUUGUGACAAAUGGGCCGAUUGGUCUAUCGCUCCUCUUGGAGGGGAGGCUGAUUCCGAAACAGAAGGCCCAACAGCUACUAUUGAAGUUGAGAGGUCGGAUGAUGAGCUUGGAAAGAGUUUGUGGAUUUAUUUGAUCAAGGGAGACAAGAGGAUUCCUCUGAGAGAGGUGAACUGGAUUUUCGCACAGGAUCAUGAAGAUGUGUGGUUGGACGUUAGUGCAUAUACGGCUAGGCCGUUGGCAAAGGAGGGGAAGGAGAAGGAGGAACUGAUAGUGAAGUUUUGGGACGAUGAGGUUGUUUGGGGGGCAUAA